Guillardia theta CCMP2712 is the source of this 1443-nucleotide messenger RNA. RefSeq lists its product as hypothetical. NCBI's taxonomy places the organism in Eukaryota, Cryptophyceae, Pyrenomonadales, Geminigeraceae. The transcript has 11 exons. The record is from RefSeq and is a predicted model, not a curated record. The coding region runs from base 1 to 1443 and encodes 480 amino acids.
AUGAGAGUGCAAGACCCUAUGAAGCGCAGCACCUCCCUCAUGGAGUGGGCAGGAGGUCUCAGGGACCAAGAGGAGGUCAGGAGGCAGGCGCUGGGAGGCGUCAGCGAUGGGGAGAGAAAGAAGCAGCUCGCUGUAAGGUUGCUGAGCAAGCUUGCCGCCUCGUAUGGUCUGGACAAGCAGGCGAUCUCGACUCGUCUCCGCGCACGCACCACCACCCCCACUCUCCGUGACGUCGCAGAGCUCGGGCGACACCUGUCGAGUGAUCCCAAGGCACAAGGGAAGAACAAGUCGCUCCUUCAGUCUCCCGUCUCUGACCCUGCCGCUCCCUCAGAGGCGCUGCGAGCAAGGAUGGAUGACCAACGCGUUCCUGAACGAGACGAGUGGUUCCUUAUCAACGUGUUCGAGGAGAAGAGGCUGCAGGAGCGCACGAGGGAAGAGAUGGAGAAGAAGAAGAUGAUGUCCAGAAUCUUGAGACAAACUUUGGACAUCCAACAGCAAGAGGUGAAGGCCCGACAUGGUCUUUGUGCGGGUCUGAGAGUCGGAUCACAGUUAGAAGAAGCAAACCUGCAGUCUCUUCAGGAUCAGCGAGAGGAAGCAAGGCGAUUGCUGGAAGCCAGGCAGGCCGAGCUGCGUGAGGAGCGAGCGAAGCAGGAGCAGGAGGAGGUGCUCAAGAAAAAGCAGAGGGAGCAAGCAGACAAGUCUCGCCGGGAGAGCAUUGACAAGAUCAGGCAGAAGGUGAAAGAAGAGCAGGAGAGCGAGAUGGCAGAGAUCCGAAAGAUCAAGAAGGAGUUGAAAGAGGAGGCAAAGAGAAUCAAGCAGAAGAAGCAGAAGAUGCGGGAGGAAUAUGACGAGUUGAUGCGAUACAACGAGGAAGAAAAGGCGAGGAACUCAAGGGAGCUGAAGCAGCAGGUCUUGCUGGAUAUCCAGGCGGCGAAAGAAUACGAGCAGGUGCUGCAAGAACGAGAGAACCAGCGGCAGCUGGCGCUUGAAGCCAAGAAAGAGUUGCAAAUGAAGCACGAGGAGAAGGCGAGGAAGCUUGAGGCGCUGAGACAGCAAGAGAGAGAUCAAGAUCAGAUGAAAGCAGACAAGAGCAGCAAGAACCACCAGGAGAAAGUGGAUAAGAAGCGCAAGGAGGAUGAGAGAAUGAAGAAGGAGACGCGAGACCGCUGGGUCGCCGACCUCAAGGAUCAAAUGGAGCAUCAAAGGCACGAGAAUAUAUCGCGAGGUCAACUUGGUGACGAGCAAAUGAGCAGGCGAUUGGAGAGGGAGGCGAUGGAGAGAAAUCGAGCAGAAGCAGUGAAGAUCUUGGAGGCAUACAAGCAAGAGAUCAUCCUCAACAACCAGAAGGUUGCGCAGCGACGCCGGGAAGCUUUCCGCCAUCGUGAGUUGCUCGAGACUCAGAUCGAGGAGGUAGGGGAUAGAGGCCAGACUGCCGGGAGGUGA